Microtus oregoni (creeping vole) is the source of this 2805-nucleotide messenger RNA. It is a transcript of the gene Cpt1c, whose product is annotated as carnitine palmitoyltransferase 1C. Bases 207 to 2684 code for a protein of 825 amino acids. Gene Ontology annotation, biological process: carnitine metabolic process; fatty acid metabolic process. Gene Ontology annotation, molecular function: carnitine O-palmitoyltransferase activity. Lineage: Eukaryota; Metazoa; Chordata; Mammalia; Rodentia; Cricetidae. The record is from RefSeq and is a predicted model, not a curated record. The transcript has 19 exons. Gene Ontology annotation, cellular component: mitochondrion.
AUAAAACCCGGGACCUGAACACCAAGUUAGGUGCACACGAGGUGGAUCUGGGCUUUAAGGUGACAUCCGAAAACGGGUUAUCAGGUCGUGGACUCAUUACACGGGGACUGGAUAUAUAUACAAGGGAGCCUCGGGGAAGGAGGUAUCCAUGGGAUUGACCCCAGGAACCGCAGCUGCUGGCCCCUGAACAGCGGAUCCCAGGGAACAUGGCUGAAGCACAACAGGCCUCUAGCUUGCUGUCGGCACUGAGCUCUGAUGGGGCAGAAGUAGAGCUCACCUCCCCGGUGUGGCAGGAGAUUUACCUCUCAGGCCUGCGCUCCUGGAAAAGGCAUCUCUGGCGUGUCUGGAACGACUUUCUUACUGGUGUGCUCCCUGCAAGCCCCCUCAGUUGGCUCUUCCUCUUCAGUGCAAUCCAGCUUGCUUGGUUCCUCCAGCUGGAUCCUUCCCUAGGACUGACGGAGAAGAUUAAAGAGUUGCUUCCAGACUGGGGUGGACAGCACUAUCAACUCCGGGGGCUUCUGGCAGCAGCGCUGUUUGCCUCGUGUCUGUGGGGAGCCCUGAUCUUCACACUUCAUGUGGCUCUGAGGCUGCUUCUGUCCCACCAUGGCUGGCUCCUGGAACCUCAUGGCACCAUGUCCUCACCCACGAAGACCUGGCUGGCACUGGUCCGAAUCUUCUCCGGGAGACACCCAAGGCUGUUUAGCUUCCAACGGGCCCUUCCGCGACAGCCAGUGCCCACAGCGCAGGAGUCCGUGCGCAAGUACCUGGAGUCGGUACGCCCGGUGCUUGGAGACGACGCCUUUGACCGCGCUGCUGCUCUGGCAAGCGACUUCCUGAGGCUGCAGGCGCCAAGGCUGCAGCGCUAUCUGCGCCUCAAGUCCUGGUGUGCUUCCAACUACGUGAGUGACUGGUGGGAGGAGUUUGUGUACCUGCGCUCCCGAGGCUCGCUGUUGGUCAACAGCAACUACUACUUGAUGGAUUUCCUGUAUGUCACGCCCACACCGCUGCAGGCUGCCCGCGCAGGCAAUGCCGCCCAUGCCCUGCUCCUGUACCGCCACCUUCUGAACCAGCAGGAGAUCCCACCGACACUGCUGAUGGGAAUGCGGCCCUUGUGUUCUGCCCAGUUCGAGAGGAUAUUCAACACCACACGGGUGCCAGGGCUGGAAAAAGACUACCUCCGUCACGUCCAGGACAGCCGACAUGUGACUGUCCUCCACCGGGGCCGAUUCUUUCGUGUCAGGACCCACUUUUCCAAUGACCUGCUGUCCCCACGGGCUCUAGAGCAACAGUUCCAGCAAAUCCUAGAUGACCCAUCCCCGGCUUGUCCCCUUGAGGAACAUCUAGCAGCUCUGACUGCUGCUCCCAGGAGUAUGUGGGCCCAGGCUCGAGAGUUAGUGAAGACUCAUGCUGCCACUGCCCUGGAGGCCGUGGAAGGGGCCGCCUUCUUCGUGUCCCUUGAUUCUGAGCCCGCGGGACUGACCAGGGAGGAUCCGGCAGCUUCCUUGGAUGCCUACGCCCAUGCUCUGUUGGCUGGCCGAGGUGAUGACCGCUGGUUUGACAAAUCCUUCACCCUCAUCGUCUUCUCCAAUGGGAAGCUGGGCCUCAGCGUGGAACACUCCUGGGCUGACUGCCCUAUCUCAGGACAUAUGUGGGAGUUUACCCUGGCCACAGAUUGCUUCCAGUUGGGGUACGCAGCAGAUGGCCACUGUAAGGGGCAGCCUGACCCCACUCUGCCACAGCCCCAGCGCCUGCAGUGGGACCUUCCAGAGCAGACCCAUGCCCAGCUCUACCUCUGCCCUGAGGGUAAUGCCAGUCAUUUCUCCUACCUCCUUCUCUGGCAGCUCCAGCCGUCCAUCUCUCUGGCCCUGAGGGGAGCUAAGAUCUUAUCCGGCAACAUCGACUGCCACGUCUUCCCCUUUCCCCACUUCGGCAAGAACUUCAUCAAAAGUUGCCAUGUCUCUUCGGACAGUUUCAUCCAACUGGUCCUGCAGCUGGCUUACUUCCGGGACAGGGGUCAGUUCUGCCUGACUUAUGAGUCAGCCAUGACCCGACUGUUCCUGGAAGGCAGAACAGAGACGGUGAGGUGCUGUACCAGGGAGGCCUGCCACUUUGUGAGAGCGAUGGAAGACAAGGAGAAGACAGACCAGCAGCGCCUUGCCCUGUUCCGAGUAGCCGUGGACAAGCACCGGGCUCUACUGAAGGCAGCAAUGAGCGGGCAGGGGACUGACCGCCACCUCUUCGCGCUUUACAUCAUGUCCCGAUUCCUCCAUAUGCCGUCACCCUUCCUGACCCAGGUCCAAUCACAGCAGUGGCCGCUGUCCACCAGCCAGAUCCCUGUGCAGCAAGCGCACAUGUUUGACGUCCACAAUUACCCUGAUUAUGUCUCCUCUGGAGGUGGAUUUGGGCCUGCCAGCGACCAUGGGUAUGGCAUCGCCUAUAUCUUCACGGGAGAAAACAUGAUCACCUUCCAUAUCUCCAGCAAGAAGUCGAGCACAGAAACAGACUCGCAGCGGCUGGGGCAGCACAUCGAGGAUGCCCUGCUGGAUGUAGCCACCCUGUUCCAGGCCGGGCAGCAUCUCAAGAGCCGGUUCAUGGCACUUGGGGGGAACUCGGGAUACAGACAUGGCUUUCUCUCCAGUAAGCCUGUGGACCCCAAGGUCCCCACAACCUCCACCAACUUUUGAGCUCCUCAGCAGGGAGCUGGUCUCCCUUAGGAAGGAGUGUGCUGUUCCCAGGGCUCGACUGGCACAGACAGGGGUAUGGGGACCCCCACAGCCACCUGGUAAUAAAGAUACGUAAGUUGGG